CAUCACGCCUGGUUGUGUACCGUUCACCAUUUCUACUUAAUUGUUUCUUAUUUGUGUUUAUUAUCUAAUGUUAAAAUAGUGUCUGUGUACAUCCAAAAUGCCUGUGUUUCACACGAAGAUCAUCGAGAGUAUACUGGAACCGGUCGCGCAACAGGUCUCGCGACUGGUUAUCCUACACGAAGAGGCCGAAGAUGGCAACGCUAUGCCGGACCUGGCGCGGCCCGUGCAGGCCGUGUCGCUCGCCGUCAACAAUCUCGUCAAGGUUGGCCAUGAGACCAUCGAGUCGUCAGACGACGCGAUCCUCAGACACGACAUGCCAGGUGCCCUUCGAAGAGUGGAAGGAGCUGCCACAUUACUGCAACAAGCUUCUGAUAUGCUGCGAGCCGAUCCUUAUUCCGGGCCUGCCAGGAAAAAGCUGAUAGAAGGUUCUAGAGGCAUUCUCCAGGGCACGUCGGCUCUUCUCCUCUGCUUCGAUGAGUCCGAAGUCAGGAAAAUCGUUAAGGAAUGCAAAAAGGUGCUGGAUUACCUUGGCGUGGCAGAAGUAAUAGAUACUAUGGAAGAUCUGGUGCAAUUCCUGAGGGACAUAUCGCCGGCGCUGUCGAGAGCCGCUAGAGAGGUAGCGGCUCGCGCAUCGGAGCUGACCCAUCCUCCUCACGCAGAAACCUUGGCGCGGUGUCUUGAGAGCGUUAAGCAACUGGCACCCGUGCUGAUCUGCUCUAUGAAGAUAUACAUACACAUCCUCACCGAAGGUGGCAAAGGUAUCGAAGAGGCGGGUCAGAAUAGAAACUACCUCGCCCAAAGGAUGGCUGACGAAAUUCAUGAAAUUAUCAGAGUACUACAGCUAACGUCGUAUGUCGAAGACGGGGGUGAGAAGGACAACAUUGCCGUCCUGAAGGCUCUGCAGGCUCAGAUACACGGCAAAAUGGCUAACGCGCACGAAUUCCUCAAUGAUCCUGAUGCUUUACGCAACAGCAGCGGCGAAAGGGCGCUCCGCUCGGUGCUAACUUCUGCGCAACGCGCCGCCGAACAUCUGGGACCUACGCAUGCCGACACUAUUCGUAGACACGUAAGGUCUGGUGGCAUUAACGCUGAUCAACUCUGCGAUGAGAGGCAAUACGGCCAUGGUAGAGAGGCCAAGGCACUAAACCUAGCCUCCGACCUUCGAAACACGAUCAACGAGGUGGACUCCAUAGUGAACGAAGGCGUGCGGGCCGCGGAGCAAGCCGGGGGCAAGACCAUGCGAGCAAGAAUGGAGACCGCUCACAAGUGGCUUCUGCACCCCAAUGCGGACCCCCACACGAGGGUCGAGGGCCAGAAGGCGAUUAACAGCAUCGUUUCUCAGGGACAGAGGAUCGCGGACGGACUGCAAGGUCGAGAAAAGGCUGAAAUCCUCCAACUGUGUUCGGACGUGCAACGUUUAUCGGACAAGUUGGCCGACUUGUGCGCCAGCGGACGAGGGGACUCCGAGGAAGCGCGAGCGAUCACCAGGGAGUUGACAGACAAGCUGCACGCACUGCAGCGUGGCAUGGAUCGCGCCUGCGUCAACCGCGUGGUUGAAGACUUUAUAGAUGUCGCUGCGCCACUGCGUCACUUUACUGAAGCCGUCAACGCACCUGAAGGUACCCCCGGCCGUGAAGCAAACUUCCACGAUAAAGCAGCGGCCCUACAAGCGUUCAGCCAACGAGCAGCCGCCACUGCCCACAUGGUUGCGGCUAACUCACACCACAAUAAGAGGCUUGCUGAUCAGCUCACCCAUCAUGCUAGAGAGGUUGAAAAACUGUCUCCCCAACUGGUGGCAGCCGGGAAGAUCAGGCUUAACUACCCCGAUAGUAAGGUAGCAGAGGAGCACUUCAACAAUCUGAAAAAUCAGUACGCUGAUGCGGUACUGCGCGUGCGCGACUUGUGCGACCAAGCCGUAGACCCGCUUGACUUUGUACGCACUGCCGGCGAGCUGAUGCAGAAACACACGUAUCUGUGCGAGGAUGCCAUUCGCAACAACGAUUCGCAGAAGAUGGUCGACAACACUUCCGCUAUCGCCAGGUUAGCAAACCGCGUGCUCCUCGUUGGUGGUGCCGAGCGCGAAAACACGGAAGACGCCGAAUUCGCUCGCGCUCUAAACAGCGCGCACCAGCGCUUACAAGCGGCCAUCGCGCCGGCCGUGCACCGCGCUAAGGCUGUGGCCUUGGGAGAUUCUUCACAAGCGCCUGCUUGGCGGUCGGCUAACUCUGAGAUAAUCAACGCCGCUUCCGCCGUGGAAUCCGCUCUAUCCCGCCACUACGCGCCGCCCCCGCCCCCGGCACUGCCCGAAGCUCUGUCGGCGCUGCACGUGUCCAAGCAGCAGGCCCCGCCGCGCCCACCCCCGCCCUCGAGCGGCGCCCCGCCCCCGCGUCCACCACCACCCGAUACUGAUGAUGAAGGCGAGGACAUAUUCAGCAGGCAGCCGCAUCCCAGCCAACCUAUUCUGGUGGCAGCGCACAACCUGCACAAGGCAGUGCGCGAGUGGUCCUCCAAAGACAACGAGAUCAUCGCCGCCGCCAAACGCAUGGCUAUCCUCAUGGCGCGCCUGUCUGAACUUGUACGCUCCGAUUCUAAGGGUAGCAAGCGCGAGCUGAUCGCAACGGCGAAGGCGAUCGCCGAAGCUUCCGAAGAGGUCACGAGGCUUGCGAAGAAACUAGCCCUGGAGUGCACUGACAAGAGAAUUAGGACCAACCUGCUGCAAGUGUGCGAGCGCAUACCCACCAUCGGCACUCAGCUCAAGAUCCUGUCAACUGUCAAAGCCACCAUGUUGGGGGCUCAAGGAAGCGAAGAAGACCAGGAGGCGACGGAGAUGCUCGUCGGAAAUGCACAAAAUCUGAUGCAGAGCGUGAAAGAGACAGUAAAGGCGGCUGAAGGCGCGUCCAUCAAGAUCAGAACCGAGCAGGAUGGCUACAGGCUUCGCUGGGUGCGUCGCUCACCGUGGUACCAGAUCUAA
Molecule: messenger RNA, 2971 nt
Organism: Cydia amplana
Lineage: Eukaryota; Metazoa; Arthropoda; Insecta; Lepidoptera; Tortricidae
Gene: Vinc
Product: vinculin
Exons: 24
Coding region: 98-2971 (957 amino acids)
Biological process (GO): cell adhesion
Cellular component (GO): adherens junction; cytoplasm; focal adhesion
Molecular function (GO): actin filament binding; alpha-catenin binding; beta-catenin binding
Source: RefSeq, a predicted model, not a curated record